AUGACGUACGGAGCCGGCUGCGACAUCAGCCUCCCGGAGUUCAGUUCUAGUCGUCUUCUGGAGAAAUUCAUCCAGGAAAAGUUUCCAAAGCUCUCGGCACCUCCAGAGGGCGCGCUCAGCCUGAUCUUCAUCAACUGCCCUGGGUCUCGCGUCUUCACCGACCCGCGCUCUGGGUCCAGGAAGUGUCUCGACCAAGUCAAACUAACCUUGGACUUUGCCGCAGAUUUGACCAAGACCACCCACGAAAAGGCCGAGGAUAUUGUCGUGCUGAGUCCAUCCGCCGCCCAUUGUGAAGCCAUCGGACAUAUGCGCAAGAAGCGGCCCGAGUAUACCGCCUCACUCAUCAAUGUGCCCGAAUCCUCUACCAUUGACGGCUACCAGGGGCGUGAAAACGAUAUUGUGAUUGUCGCCAUGGGCACCAGCGAGUUCGCUGGACCUCUGUUCACGUCCAACGGAAACCGCUUAAAAGUCAUGUUCACACGUCAGCGUUGCGGUCUGGUGAUUGUCGGCGAGCUGAAGGCCGUAGGUUUAUCGAAGAAGGGAGGUCUGGACGCAGUGGUCAAGACUCAUGACGCUGAGGGAAACAUGAUUUACACCAGGGCUGGCGCCCUGCGUCGUGUUUAUAAGGCUUUGAAGGAUGAAGGUCGCAUUGUGGAUGUGACGAUUGAGCGUAAAAGGCAGAAAAGGUUGGCUACAUACUCGGGUAACACAAAGAUGUGGAUGUGA
Verticillium dahliae VdLs.17 is the source of this 726-nucleotide messenger RNA. RefSeq lists its product as uncharacterized. Gene Ontology annotation, molecular function: 5'-3' DNA helicase activity. NCBI's taxonomy places the organism in Eukaryota, Fungi, Ascomycota, Sordariomycetes, Glomerellales, Plectosphaerellaceae. The transcript has a single exon. Bases 1 to 726 code for a protein of 241 amino acids. The record is from RefSeq and is a predicted model, not a curated record.